Cololabis saira (Pacific saury) is the source of this 1398-nucleotide messenger RNA. RefSeq names its product lin-37 DREAM MuvB core complex component (gene lin37). Gene Ontology annotation, biological process: negative regulation of transcription by RNA polymerase II. The transcript is spliced from 9 exons. The record is from RefSeq and is a predicted model, not a curated record. Bases 345 to 1082 code for a protein of 245 amino acids. Gene Ontology annotation, cellular component: transcription repressor complex; Myb complex. Lineage: Eukaryota; Metazoa; Chordata; Actinopteri; Beloniformes; Belonidae.
AGUGUCAAACAGCAGCUACGUUAGCAGCAGGGGCUAGUGUCCGAUUAACAACCAUACAAGCAGUCUGCUGUAGUCCUCCAAUCACAGUAUGGAAGAAAGGAGGAACAACUGUCACCUAGCGAAUAUUCAGGAUACGUUUUUGUAGGUAUAAUAGAAUAUAUGAGGUGUUUUUUCACGUUUAAUCAGCACCUACGGCUAAUACAGACGGUGGCUAAGUUGAGCUAACGUAGCCCUGACAUUUCAGCCAGCAGAGGCGUCAAAAUACAAGACCGUCCCGUUUGGUUAACGGCAAUUAACAAGUAACGUCUGCAGUUCUCCAAAAAGUAUAUAGAUAGGUGGGAAUCAUGCAUCACGCUAAGAUAAAGACCGAAAAGCCAGAUCUAGAGGGAACUGGUGCACGCAGCAGGUUGGAUGCUGUGCUAAAGGGACUUGUAGAGAAAAGUGAAAAUGAAAGGGAGCCAAAUGAGAGUGAUCCAGGAAAAAUUUCAACUGAAUCUUUAAACAAGGAUUUGUCUCCAUCAUCUGCUGGAAAAAGACCUUCAGCGCGGUUUUCUCAGCACCGUAGAAAGAAACGAAAGGAUAUGGAUGAAGGCAUACCAGAGACCAAUCAGCACAAACAAAAUGCUUAUAUCAUUAAGUUGUUUGAUCGCAGUGUUGAUUUGGCUCAGUUUAAUACCAGUACCCCACUGUAUCCAAUCUGCCGUGCCUGGAUGAGAAACAAUCCUUCUGUACGAGAGCCAGCAGCUUCUCCAAGCUCUCCACACAGUAUGACAGAGGAAGAGGUUACAGACAUGAUGAAUGGUAAAAGUCAGUAUGUGUACAGACUUCCUCCUCCAGUUUCCUGUCCAGUUAUUCUGUCUGGGGAACCCAUCAACCUCAGGAUCCCACAGACCGAAAAACCCACAAAAUCUUCUGUUACCAAGUUAACAGAUGUUGCUGUAUCAGGAUCCCUGAUAAGUGACCACAUGGAACGAUGGAAGAAGAUAAGGCAAAAAUGGAAGGAAUGCUCCAACAAGAACCAGUUAAGAUACAGUGAGAGCAUCAAGAUAUUGAAGGAAAUGAAAGAACUAUAUGAUCACUAACUGGUUGCCUUGCAGCUCCUUGGUGCAGAAUUAAAUGAGCCAUAGCUUUGCAGUUAGUUUUUUAAGUGCACUCUGUACGAUUAGAUUCAUAUGAAAACAUUAGAACUUUGAACCCUAAAAUUACACAUCCUUUGUUUUGCAGAAAGCUUUUGAUGUACAUUGUUUCACGAGAAUGUGUUUUUGUGUGAUAUGGAACUUUAUUCUUGAAUAUUUACUGUAGGUAUGAAGUUUUCAGUACCAACUUUCUAGACACACUGUGACUUUUUGAUCUUUGGAACAAUAAAGCCCUUUGAAAUUACUUUCUUGAUUUGGAGAC